Messenger RNA from Mizuhopecten yessoensis (Yesso scallop), 1882 nucleotides. Its product is annotated as protein rolling stone-like. The transcript is spliced from 5 exons. The record is from RefSeq and is a predicted model, not a curated record. Bases 165 to 1010 code for a protein of 281 amino acids. Lineage: Eukaryota; Metazoa; Mollusca; Bivalvia; Pectinida; Pectinidae. Gene Ontology annotation, cellular component: membrane.
GUUUGAGAUCAAAACCAACAUUUAGUGAGACGGCCCAGUGAAAAAGCAGAUCGUCGUCUACUUGCACGUCACGGCUAUACUAAAGGUUUGUAUCGGUGACACCAAAACAACGCAUCUUUAUAAGGAUGGAAUCAGAUUAUUAAGAAAAAGUUUCCAAGACGAUCAUGGGACUCUCCCGGCACCAUCCCUGUAAUAAACACAACUUCUUUCUCACUCACGGAGAUGGCAGGGACUUCGUAACACUGCAGGGAGGACACCUCUAUCCUUACCUGGCGUGGGCGUCAUUUUGGUCACUGUAUCACCUGGCGUGGAUCAUAGUGGAGAUAUAUUGGGCUGCCACGGACAAUCAAAACGAUGCAGAAUUCUUCAUAUACCUGACCAACCUCGGCUAUGUCCUACUGGUCAGCUUCACGUGGCUGGACCUGGCUGCAGUUAUAUACUACAUCGUUAAAGUAAAGAAUGACGGUGACGUCACCAGUAUGCCCCUGCUGUGGAAAGUCAACUGGGUUCUAUAUAACAUGGCUAUGACGACAGCUAUUGUCGUGGUGCUUCUAUACUGGAUCCUACUAGCCACGUCGUUCGGACCAGGGAGCAUCAACAAACAUCUCAUUAAUGGUGUGAUAGCCCUGCUGUACAUUUCCUUCACAGCCAAGCCCUCCCGUAUCCUUCACUUUUAUCAGCCUGUAAUGUUCGCCGCUUUGUACUCUAUUUUUUCUGUGAUAUACUUUGGAGCGGGAGGGGGUAAUGUUUACAGUGUGCUGGACUGGAGUAAACCGGGUAACGCCCUCGCCCUCACUCUACCGCUGGUCCUUGUAGGCGUACCCCUCAUCCACUUGGCCGUGUGUGGCAUCUACCGUGCACGUGUAGAAAUAUGGCGGAAAUGUUGUUCCCCAGAUGGGUCCCAGACCUUUCCCCGUACAGACAGUGAGAUGGGAAUGGGCAGUACGGUUAAGAACGCCGACAAAAUAUCGACCAUAUGUAACGAGACAAAGAGAACUGACACUGUAUAGGUGACAGUGUGAUUGUUGUAUAGGGCUAGUGCAAACCUCGAAAUCCAACUAUCUGUAACUACGUAAACAAAGAAUCUGUGAUGUUCUUGAUCACCUUGUUGCCAUAUAGAUGUUUUGUGUUGUCUAGAUGUGGAAAUGCUUGCCAUAGAUGUACCCUCGUUCAUUGAAACUGUUGUCGGGCUCUCGUCACUGGAGUAUGAUCAUUAAAGCCCGCCGGAUUGAGGAACCAUAUAUAUGCAUGAUAUGCUGGGUCAAAGACAUAUGAUCAGGAACGUUUAUCUAAACUUAACGAGAAUGGUAAUCAUUUAAAGGAAUACCAGAAAAUCGGCAUGGUUUUUACUUUACAUUUAGAUAGCUUAAUGUGCGUGAAGUUUAAUUAAUUUUAUUUGUAUAGACUAUAAGUCUUUCCAACCGCAUAUCUGUGAUAUAAUGGAAAUCCAUUUGUAUUUAUCAAACAAACAAAUUUUAUAUUAAUUAUAGUGUUUUAGUGUUCAGUAUCUUAUUUAUCUAAGUAUGCUACCUCAUUAUCGAGUACAUGAAUUCUAGAUUGUUAAUAUAUAUUCAUGGUAUAAUGAAGAGCUUUGUAGAUUAAGAUAUUAUUAUACAUAAUUUCGAAUCCUUUAUUUUCAUACUACAUAUGAUGGGUUCUAGGACCCAAAGAAAGAGAAACAUAACUUUAUGUUAUAGAACUAUCUGUGUAAAUUACUUGAUUAUCCUCAAAGUUUUACGUUGUUAUCCUCAAUGUGUUGUCGUGUUAUAUAUGUAAUGACCAGUACUAAGGAAAUUGGACUUGGUCAUCUAUGUAUUUAUGCAUGAUGUUUAUACUACAUGUAUUUCUUCAUAAUUUCUUCAAAUCGUAAUUUUUUAUUAAA